AUGGGCAAGAAGAGACGCGGUCCCACGUUGGACGAGCUCAUGGCUCGUCCGUGGUGCUACUACUGCGAGCGCGACUUUGACGACCUGAAGAUCCUCACCCUGCACCAAAAGGCCAAGCACUUCAAAUGUGAGCGCUGUGGUCGCAGGCUGAAUACUGCCGGUGGUCUAUCGGUCCACAUGAGCCAGGUUCACAAGGAACAGCUCACGGAGAUUGAGAAUGCUCUGCCCAACCGGUCAGGUCUCGAUGUGGAAAUCUUUGGUAUGGAGGGUGUUCCCGAUGAUGUUCUCCAGGCUCAUCAGCAGCGUGUGGCGGCUCAGUUCCACCAAGCUGAGGCGGAGCGACAGGCCGUGACCGGUAACCCACCAGCUGGCAGCGGUGCUGGGGGUCAGCCAAACAAGAAGCCCAAGUUGGAGGAUUUCUCGGAUCUAAAGGCGCGAUUGGCAGCGCAUCGUGCCAAGCGUGCCGAGGCCGCUGCUGGCGGUAGCAGUGGAGAGGCGACACCUUUGGGUGCCGGACAGACUGUGUCCACUCCUACCACAUAUGGACAGCCACCAGCCACAGCCUCACCAGUACACCAACAGCAGCCCCCAGUUUCGCUCACCUAUCCCCCACCCUACGGAGGCGCUGCGGUCCCCGCCACUGCCCCAUACCAACAUCAAGCCGCAAGCCCAGUUUACCCGUCAUUCUCGCCCCCUGGCGCUGCUCCAUACGCACCGUCCCCAGUUGCUGCCGCGCCUUAUGCCCCCGCUUAUUCGCCUCAACCAUACCUCCAGCCCGCCGCACCCAUGGGCUAUGGAGUUACUCCCCCUCCAUUCCCUCAACAACACACUCCUCCAACAGACACCGGUCUCCCUCCUCGACCUGGUAGCUUGCCUACACUCGCCGGCCUCCCUCAACGACCUGCAUUCGCCGCGCCUCCUAUCAACGCCCAACAAAUGCAACAGAUGCACAUGGGUCACCCAGCCCCGCCCGCACCAGCGCCUGGCUACUCCAAUGGCAACGCAACUCAAACACCGGGCGGGGUCUCGUCUUCCGUUGAUGAUUUGAUUUCGAGCGCAGCCAAGGAAGCUGCCGCAGCGGAGAAGCCAGCCAAGAAGGACAAGGCCAAGAAUACUCGGAUGAUUUAUUCAGACGAGAACGUCAGCCCCGAAGAGAAAAUGGCCAAGCUCGCGCGAUAUGCCUUUUCACGACAGAUGUUCCAGCAAGAGACCGCGCUUGGCGAGAUCCCCGGCUCAAUUGUUGUGGGCACGAUUCGCGACCAGGACAAGGUCAUCGACCCGGCGCAUUAA
Molecule: messenger RNA, 1290 nt
Organism: Penicillium subrubescens
Lineage: Eukaryota; Fungi; Ascomycota; Eurotiomycetes; Eurotiales; Aspergillaceae
Product: putative C2H2 finger domain protein
Exons: 3
Coding region: 1-1290 (429 amino acids)
Cellular component (GO): nucleus
Molecular function (GO): DNA binding
Source: RefSeq, a predicted model, not a curated record